Messenger RNA from Rhododendron vialii, 1325 nucleotides. RefSeq lists its product as uncharacterized. NCBI's taxonomy places the organism in Eukaryota, Viridiplantae, Streptophyta, Magnoliopsida, Ericales, Ericaceae. The coding region runs from base 316 to 1290 and encodes 324 amino acids. The transcript has 2 exons. The record is from RefSeq and is a predicted model, not a curated record.
UUCCAGUUUUGUACCCCUAAUCUCAUUUCGCACAGACAAGAAGGAAAGAGACAGAGAGCUCGCUCAUCGGAAGAGGUCGGCGGUUCUCAGAGACUCGCCCUCUCUCUCUCUCUCUCUCUCUCUCUCUCUCUCUCUCUCUCACUAUAGGUUGGUUUCACCGUGCUUCUCUUUCUUCGUAAAACGUCUGCUCUCUACUCUGAGUCUCAUACAACUUCAAGUGCCCGAACUCUGAGCGUAUCGGAUAACCGAAUGAGGACUGACUGAAUGAGUAAAACGCAAACAAGAUGGUGGUUGUGCUUCGGCUGAGUGAAAAUUAUGCAUUGGCGCUCCACCAUGUUCAGCAGUUUCCCACAUCUCAAGGAUGGGAAUGGCUUUAAGAUAGGUUAUCCUGCUUUCAGUUAUGUAAACCAAAGGAAAUACAGUAGCCAGAACUUUUCAGAACUGAUCAGCAAAACUGUUGCAGCCAAUGGUCAUGUUUGCAAUAAUGCCGAUCCCUUGCCCAAAAUUUGGCAUCCUGAAACUCAUUCCAUUCUCCAAUCAAGUGGUCUUCAGCACUGGUUCAAGAAUUGGCAAGAACUAAGGAAGCACAAGCUGACAGCAAGCACUUUUAGUGGCGCUGUUGGAUUUUGGCCUCAGAGAAGAGUCCAACUCUGGUUGGAGAAGCUUGGAGCGAUUGAGCCAUUCACUGGUAACCUUGCCACUUGUUGGAGUAACAUAAAAGAAGAGGAAGCACUUGAAAGGUACAAACUGAUAACAGGGAACGACGUAUCAUUUCCUGAAUUUCAGGUCUAUAAGAAAAACCCAGAUGAUGAUUGGCUUGCCGCUUCACCAGAUGGGGUUGUUGACACGCUUGUUUAUGGUUUACCUUCUCGAGGAAUUCUAGAAAUAAAGUGCCCAUUUUUUGGUGGUGAUAUGAACAAGGCUUCUCCUUGGUCACGAAUUCCCCUUUAUUGUGUUCCACAAACUCAAGGUUUGAUGGAAAUUAUGGAUAGGGAUUGGAUGGAUUUCUAUGUUUGGACUCCUAAUGGGAGCAGUUUAUUUAGAUUGUAUCGAGAUGUAGAAUACUGGGAUGCCUUGAGAAUAGCAUUAUCUGACUUCUGGUGGAAGCAUGUCCAGCCAGCGAGGGAGGUUUGUAGUAAAUCUGUGAUCACAAAUCCCCUCGCUCAGUUAAGUGACCUAAGACCAGCACCUAGGCAUGAACUGUGUAGUUUCCUUGUAUACGAAAGUAAACAUCUCAUUGAUGAGUCCACGUUACUGAUGCGGGAAAUUCAUGGAAAAUUGCAGAGCUGAUGCACCUUUCGAAAUUUUGCUGCAUUGAAAUUUUG